GGGGGCGGGGCCAGCGCCGCGCUUCCGGCAACACGCCGCCCGCCGCCACAUAAAUAGCGCGGAGCGGCGCCGCGCCUGCAGCUUCGCCGCACCGGCACCCACCGUGUUACCGCGUCCGGGUUCCGCCGCCUCUCUUCAUCUCCCUCCCGGGUUUGGUCCCGCUCUGUCCCGCCGCCAUGCCGUUCCUGGGGCAGGACUGGCGUUCCCCCGGGCAGAACUGGGUGAAGACGGCCGACGGCUGGACGCGCUUCCUGGACGAAAAGAGCGGCGGUUAUGUCGCCGACAUCAGCAGUUUCUGUAAAAAGGAUGAUCACAACAAAGAGAAUCUCUUCAACAGUCUGAAUUAUGAUGUUGCUGCCAAGAAGAGGAAAAAAGACCUGCUGAAUAACAAAACCAAGAUUCAAUAUUUCCACCAGGAGAAGUGGAUCUAUGUUCACAAGGGGAGCACAAAAGAGCGCCAUGGUUACUGCACCUUGGGAGAAGCCUUCAACCGACUUGACUUCUCCAGCGCUAUCCUGGACUCCAGGCGAUUCAACUAUGUUGUGAGGCUGUUGGAGCUGAUAGCAAAGUCUCAGCUGACGUCACUGAGUGGCAUUGCCCAGAAAAACUACAUGAACAUUUUGGAAAAAGUGGUGCAGAAAGUCCUUGAAGAUCAGCAGAACAUCAGGCUAAUACGGGAACUGCUGCAGACCCUCUAUACUUCCCUCUGCACUUUGGUUCAACGGGUGGGCAAGUCUGUCCUGGUUGGAAACAUCAACAUGUGGGUCCACAGGAUGGAGAGUAUUCUCCACUGGCAGCAGCAACUGAACAACAUUCAGAUCACCAGGCCUGCCUUUAAAGGAACCACUUUGACUGACCUGCCCUUGUGUUUACAAUUGAACAUCAUGCAGCGACUGAGUGAUGGGAGAGACCUGGUGAGCCUUGGUCAGGUGGCUCCCGACCUGCAAGUGCUCAGCGAAGACCGGCUGCUGUGGAAGAAACUCUGCCAGUACCACUUCACGGACAGACAGAUUCGCAAACGGCUAAUCUUAUCUGACAAGGGACAGCUGGAUUGGAAAAAGAUGUACUUCAAGCUCAUAAGAUGUUACCCACGGAAGGAGCAGUACGGUGACACGCUGCAGCUGUGCAGGCACUGCCACAUCCUCUCCUGGAAGGGUACCGAUCACCCUUGCACAGCCAACAACCCGGAGACCUGCUCCACCUCCCUUUCACCGCAAGACUUUAUCAACUUGUUCAGGUUCUGAACUCGGGUCACCGCAGCUUAUGAUAUUCUUACAGGACGCUUCAUGCCACUGAGCUUGGACACUCCAUUUGUAAAUAGUGUAAAUAUUCAUGUUUGCUCGAAGCUCCUGAGUCAAGAAACAGGAGGAUCUUGGAGAUGAAAGGUGAAAUUGCUCACUGACGUGCAGCACUUAAGGAAUACAGACUUCUGUAGGACUGGUGUAUAAAUGCAGCAUGUUGUACAGCGUCCCUUUUUUAUGGUCAGAGUACAAGAUACAGGGCAAAAAACUUCAUUUUUUGUUUUUAGACGUUAAAAAUGAAUUUGCCCCACAACCAUAAGAACUCUUUUGGUUUGUUUCUAAUAGAGAGAAAGCAAUAUGAGGCUAGGACUGUUGAACUGUUUCUCCAUCUGGUUUUAUUUAGCGUACAUAUUUAUAAAUAUGAGGAUUUAAAAAUAUUUAUGAAAAAUAUCCCUGUGACAAGUUUAAUAAUACUUUUGUGUUUUUAAAAAGGACACAUUCUGAAAUACGUAGGACAGAACUCAAGCCUACUUGCAAAAGAGAAUCGCACCAUACCACUUUCUACCUCUAAUAGAUUGAGUACCUUUCAAACAAAAAUCCAGUGUACAAUGUGAACUUUUGUAUUUUGUACAAUGAUUUAAAGGGAAAUGUUUGUGAUAGUAAGCAUCUUUUCUUGUAUUAAUGCUUACCUCUUUACAUUAGUUUUCUUGCUCUACUCAGUGCUUGAAUGCCUAGAUGAUAGGCACCAUAUAAAUACCUAAGACUUUACUCCAUCCUCUUUUAACUUGUUGGUUUUAUGAAAGACUCAGCAAAAGGGAAAAGAGAAGCCACAAGGAUGAAGAUUAUCUAAAACGGAGGAAGUUCUAUUAUACAGAAACAAAGGACUGAGUUUAAUCUCACUAGGUUAAUUGCAGUGGUUGAAAUCCCAAGUGAGGUUAGAAUCUGGUUCUUCAAGCCCAUGUUUUCCUAGUUUUCCCACAUAUACACUGCUCUGUAUUCGCACUUCUGUCAAGUGAAUUCGGUCAUCUUGGAGCUGGUAAAAUACAGAGAGAACUGGGCUGUCGAACACAGUGAAAUGAUGCGGUUUUUAGUCACUGAAGACCGGCAGCAUCGUGUUUGAUUUCAGACCCCUGGAGGUUCAGGAGAUGAGCAAAACAGCAUGAAGAAGUAGGUCAGCAUUUUUCUAAAGGCAGCAGUCAGGACUGGGCGAGUGAGGGAUUUCCAACAUGGCACUUGACGUAUUCGGUUAUUUCUCUGUGCCAAGGACAUCUCAAAGACCAAGCCUAGUCCCUUCUGCUUCCAGUGCUGACCACCUCUAUGGGGUCCUCUAACACUGGCCUAGAGCUAAAUUUUCAGUCCUAUGGAAUAAGUGGUCAAACUCCAAACUUCACUGUAGCCGUGAUCUGGCUCACAGUCUCCUCUGUUGCGUACAACGCUUCACUUUUCCCUACAGUGGAGCUAGAAGAAUCCAGCUCGUAUGUAACAAUUUGAAAACCUGCAGUGGAAAGUUUUUGCCAGUAGAUUUCCUGUAUAGCACUUUCUCUGUGCACGAUAUAAGCAGGAUGCCUCGGAAGGGUAAAUAUUUAGUGGGCUGUGUGUGACUAUGUACAAAGAAUUGUGAGGAAGAGGAGUACUCAGGACAAUUCAGGAAGAACUACUUGAGUUAAUUAUUGUUAAAUAUUCUGUUCCUUUUUUUACAUUUUUAUAACUGACUUUCAACACUUUUCUGCCGCUGUUUUAUAUUUUUUAAAAAAUCAACAGUAUUUGCAUUUUUGCAAACUAAAUCACUUUGCAUACUAUUGUAAGAGAUGCAAAAAGGGAAAAGAAGCUGCCUCUAGAUGGAGCAGUCAGGAACGGGGGGAGGAAGGCUGGAAGGAGAAAACCAGGAAGAUGCUGCCAAGAACUGCGCUUCUCCUGCCUUCCAACAGCAAACCCAAGCUUUUGCUCUUCCAGAGAGCUGGGUGAGCCUGUGUUGCCCUUAACCAUGGCCCAGAGCUUGGCACUCUCCAGAGAGGAGGGGAAACCACGUGCGGGAUAAGGGAGCUUUGUCUUGGUGUUGCUGCCCCAUCCAUCAGUUUGACUGUGGGUGGAAAGCGUAAGCCUGCUGGUUGUAUUCGUGUCAACUGAAAGUGAUUUAAAAGCCGCUACCUUGGAAAAAUGAACUUGUGUUUGUUUGGGGGGAUGUUUGUGAGUGAGGGAGGCCAGUUUUCAUUCCCACAUUGAUGGCAGUGGGUAGAACGAGGCUGAAAUCUGGCUUGGUGAAUGAGAACAUUAAGGACAGAAACCUGCAAGUGAAGCAUUGCCACUAUAUUUGGAGAUUCUAGCAGCGAGAGGACCCGUGCCCCUUGGCAUCUUCUGUUUCCAGCUCUGACGGGGGGUUGGUUUGUCUCAGUCUUGCCUCUGCCAUCCGCAGCGCCCCAGCCUGUUGUGAUGGGGAGGUGACGGUAUUUCGGUAUGAAAUACUGGGGGGUUCUGCCUAGUCCCAGUCCGUGCUUAGCAGAUGACAAUUUAUCCACUGUGAGACUGUGACACUGGGUAAAUUUUAAGCUCAGGUUUGAAUCCAGACUAGUGCAUUCCCUACACAGCAAGACAGCAAAUCCCUGCUUUUAGCUGCCAUUUGGGAAUGUCUCAGCUCUAGCCAUUGCCUCUACCAGCCCUUCACUGGUCUUGACCAGAAUUUAUUCAGUGUCCUCUGCCCAGGGUCAUGCUGACAACAUACAGAAUGUGCAGCUGAGGCUCCUAUUUAUAAAACUUACUUCAAUUCACGUGUUUUCUGAUUUCUCUGCACUGCAUAGAUCUUAAAGGGUCGAAGUGCUGAGGAUGAUUUGUAAAUAUAUACAGACACUUGUGCGUUGCUUGUGUGAGGUGCUGGGAUAUUGCCGUCAAAACCAAGCAACUAUUGUAGUGGAGAACAAAACGGACUAAACAAAAAGAAACAGAAUAAGCCUCAUUCAGUUACUGCCUCAGUCAUUACCCUCCUGCUACAGCAACUGUCAAAUAAGACCUUGAUCUCUUUAAGAGACUCAUUGUUUCUGGAGUGGCUGGUACAGGGAGACAUUAUGGUGAAUUCCAUACUCUUGUUUUGUAUGUAAAACAAAACGCUCUUGCAUCCAAAUACCUUAGUUUAACCACUUGUAAACAAAGUGAUCAGUGUUUUAGCAGUGCGGAGGCAUCUGCUUGGCUGAGGAUGGCGGAGUAACAAAACCAACUGUGAUAACAGGAGCGUCCAGGCAGGAUGGUGCAAGGCUGCUCUCGUGCUAAAAGGACCUCUUUAUUCUAACACAAUUGUGGCAAAGCUGUAGUGAAAGGUAAACAGAUUUUUUGCUUGUAUUUCGGAAGUAGAACGUUUUUUUCAAAUGACAUUUCACCUUCCAGUUAGUUGAUGCAUUCCCAUUAGACAUGCAUCAGUUCUUAUGCUAUAGGAAAGGAGGGUUUCUCUCUUCGGGGAUUUCUCCUGCCAGCAUAUCCGGAGAAAUCUCAUUAUCUUCAGAGCAUGUGUUAACCAGUGCAACUGUGUAGAAUGUGGUACUGUGAAGAGGAAAAAUAGAUCCAUGCAGGGGAGGAGGCUUAGGAAGGGAGAGAUCCCAGAGAUCUCCGUUUCAGCUUUCUAGAAGAGGCAGGUAUUUGGAGUUCGUUUUAAUGUGGUAGCCACUUCAAGAGGCACAAUUUCAGCUGUACAUACCUUAAGCCAUUUAUACUAACUAUGGUAUGGUAAAGUUUGAUCAUAAAAUGUGUGCACCUCCUCUUAUAUUGUUUGGGUUUCUUUUCUUUUUCUUGUGGGAGUUUCUAGAUCCUUUUGUUUUGUAAAGUGAUUAGGAAAACUUGUAUUGCUCUGAAGACCUUGCUUUGUAUGUAAACGUUUAAUUGCACCCUGCCACUUUCUGUAUAUGGGAAUAUCUUUUUUAUUAUUUUUCUUUGCCCCCAGGUUUUGAACUGUUUGUGUUCCCAUUUCUGUUUGACUUCAGUUACUCUUGUGAAGCUAUCGCCUUUUAGAACAUAACGCAGGUACUAAACCAGCUUUUCCUGCCCAGAAGAUUCUUUGGCCCUUAGUAGCUAAAAUUUAAUUUAGGGCAGGAACAUUUCAAAUUCUGUUAUGUAGCUAAUAAAUCAGAUGCGCUGUUUCGCGCUAAUCUCGUGCUCGGUACAGCAAACCAGCGUUGUCCUCUGCGGUUGUUCUUACAAACCAGUUACACAGCUUCCCCACAAAUCAGCACCUUGCCAAAAAGACGUAGCUUUAAAUUAAAAUGCCACUCUUCCUAGCUGGCCUGUUUGCAAAAACACAGAGCUCAGGGAGCUGAAGGCUGGUCAGGUUGAUAAAGACUCCCUGUUCCAAGGUUUGGGACUCUGGUGUUCUGCUUGUGCUCCUUUUUCUCAGCUGGUAGCUUCUAAAGACGCUUGUUAAAGGCUCUGGAGACGUGGCCAACCAUCCACGCAGCUGUCAGCGUGGGGCUGCCGGGCUGUCUCAGGGCCUUUACCAGCGCCCGAUUUCUAUCCCACAUCUUCCUCCAGUUAAUUUGUUGAUAGCGAAUCAGCUUUGCAGGAUCUGGCCUAAGGGAGGACAAAUCCAUCUUGUCCUUGACACAGCAGUCUCUAGUAAAUUAAUACCUUGAACACCGGAGAGAUUCCUCCUCCAUUGAUCAAGCAGUGCUGCUUCUCCUCCUGGGAGGGCAGCUGAGGGUGGAACUCGCGUUUCUGUAGCCAUCCUGCACCGCAUGGAGCGCUCACAGGUCAGCUCCCAAGAGAACAUUUUAAUUUCAAAUAGCAAAUAUGCUCAUCUUUAGGAGCUAAUCUGCAGUAAUUAUAAAUAUCUAGUUAUAUAUGGAAGAGAGCGUGUGUUCUGUUUUGCUUUUCCUUAAAGUUGUAACUAGAGGUGAUAUGAAGUGAAAGGCGUCCCUUGUAUAAUAAGACUUCUGUUUAAUAUUAUUGUGUGGUUAAAAUCCUUCCAUUAUAAAUUUGCACACUUUUUUCUUCCCUUGCAUGUUCGACUCUGAUUUCUACAGCUGUUCUGUGCAGACAGUAAUGUAUUUUUGUAAAACAUUUUUGACACUGAAUUGCAAUAAAUGUUCAAACAAUGUGAA
Molecule: messenger RNA, 6319 nt
Organism: Columba livia (rock pigeon)
Lineage: Eukaryota; Metazoa; Chordata; Aves; Columbiformes; Columbidae
Gene: FBXO32
Product: F-box protein 32
Exons: 9
Coding region: 177-1244 (355 amino acids)
Biological process (GO): protein ubiquitination
Cellular component (GO): nucleus; SCF ubiquitin ligase complex; cytoplasm
Molecular function (GO): protein binding
Source: RefSeq, a predicted model, not a curated record